Molecule: messenger RNA, 2018 nt
Organism: Actinia tenebrosa (Australian red waratah sea anemone)
Lineage: Eukaryota; Metazoa; Cnidaria; Anthozoa; Actiniaria; Actiniidae
Molecular function (GO): catalytic activity
Source: RefSeq, a predicted model, not a curated record
UAUUAUCACCUUAUUGACCAUUAUUUUGAGUUUGUUGGUGUACGCUUUACUAAAGUUACGUAACCGUCAUCGUGCUGGGGCGAUACUGCACCAACUCUAUAACCCCAUGGUUGACCACGAUGGAAUACUCAAAAGGAGACUUGAUCCCUUUGAGAAAGCGAUGUUCUACAUGUCCAGCGAAGGAAAAGAAGGUUCUGGUAUUGAUGUUACAGUCUUGCUCAUUAACUCACAAGUUUCUUUGGAUGCCAGCUUGGUGCAGAGAGCCCUUUCUCUUCUUAAUGAGCGUUACCCUCUGUUACGUAUGUAUGCGAAUCCAUGAAGACUCGAACAAUAAUCUUUGGUUCAAAGAAAUGGAGGAUAAAUCUCGAAUCAUAUUCAAGACUAUAAAGGAAACUGCUCGCAACUGGGAAGGGAUCUUUGAACAAGAAAGUCAAAGAUCUUUUGAUAUGGGAAAUGGCCCUCUGUGGAGAGUUACAAUGCUGCAAGAAUUCUUUGACUCCGAUAAGAGACACUAUGAAAACUGCUUGAUAUUUACAUUCCAUCACAUUAUCUGUGAUGGAGGUUCAAUUAUGGCGCUCUAUUCUCAAUUUUUAGAGUAUGUCAACGACUUAAAAGCCGGAAAAAACGUAGAGGUCGAGAGCAUGAAGCUGUUAGAGCCCUGUCUUUCUCUAAUGAGUCACAAGAUUCAGGCUACCUUUCUUGAGAAAACUUUAUUUUAUUUUCUGCCAUUUGUUUUGAGAGUUAGAAGCUUAUUUUUCAAACCAAAGAAGAAUUCCUUCUUGGAAGUCUUCCCCCCAGUGAUCUUGCAGAACCCCUCUGUUGAGAAAAAGACUGUGGUAAUCCCAAGGGUAAUAAAGGCAGAUGAAAUGUCUAAAAUAAUCAAGAGCAGUAAACAACAUAAAUGUACUAUUCAUGGUACCAUUACUGCUGCAACUCAUCUAGCCAUGGCACAGAUCCUGCAGUCGGGCACUGGUAAUACGUUACCAGAUCCUGUAUCAUUUACGAGUUCCUUCAAUGUUUCAUUGAGGAAAGAAUGCCAACCUGAAGUUAACAUGAAGGAAUUCGGCUGUUUCAUUUCAGUAAACAUGAUGRAUAUUCCAACCCCAUGUGCAGGCAUCACCAAAGAAGUGUUCUGGAAAUUUGCACAAGAGUGUAAUAAAAUGGUCCAAAGCAAGGUUGCUACAAAAGAGCACCAUAAAUUCCUUAAGAUGUUUGCAAAUGCUGAUGUUAAAUCAUUGUUCGCUAGCAUGAUAAACAAUGAUGAAAGUAAUGGUGGAAGGUAUGACAACAUGUUCAACAUUUCCAAUCGAGGGCGAUUCAGCAUUGGCGAAGAUGAAGAUGAUUGGCAGUACAAGUUUGCAGGUACCUACUUUGCAAUGGCUGAGCAGCAUGCUGGUCCACCUUUGGCCAACUGUGUUGUUUCUGUCAAUGGAAACCUUUACUGGGGUUUGAUUUACUACCUGAACAUUACGACCAGGAAGCAAGCAGAAGAGUUUAUUGACUUAUCCUUAAACAUUCUGAGAGAGGCUUCUGCAUCUGUUUAGAUAGUAAUACUGAUGCAGUAUUAUUACACUAGGCUGCAGGGGACAGAAAAUUUGAAGCCAUGACACCCUGGGUGCAGGUGGUAUGUGCUGCUAAUGUGCAUGAAUUCUUAUUCUAUCUAAUGGUAGCCUUAUAGAAUGGGUGGUAUUGGUAUGGUCCUUGAUAAGGCUUUCUGUCGUCCACCCUAGAGUGGUAAAUACCAUUAGACUUUAGAAAUAAAUAAAUAAUCAAAAAAAGUUAAAAAAAAAGCAAUUUCUUUGGCUAUUGACCCCUAGCAGGAUUUUCUUAUUGCAGAAGACAAACCAAUAAAAGUUUACUCAUUGUUUUGACUUCUGGGAAUGGCUGCAAGGGCCUAUUAAUAAAUGAGGGUGUAUACUAUUUUGCAUUCUUCAAUUAAUUAUUUUCAUAUUUAAAUUCAUUCAGAUUUAUACUCCAUUUAUUUUUUUUGCAAUUUAUUAUAAUUUUAAAAAAAAUUA